GCACCGUCUGAUACUGGUCCCUCCCAAGUGCCCUCUCUCAGACCCCUCCUGCAGUGGAGGAGGAAGGGAAGGAGUGCUCCGUACAGGUUUUUCUGGCCUCGGACCGCCGGACAACCUGCCCGACCAGCUUGUCUCCGGCUCCGUUCCUCCGGGCCCAGCGUGUGUCUGUCUGUUGGGGAGGGGGCCGGGGGCGCCUUAGGAGCCACAUGAGGAGCCGAGGCGGACUGAGCCUGCCUCCCAUGGGCGAAGACCCGGCCAGGAGCAGCCGUCACCCCCCCGCGGGAGCCGCCGUCAGAGCCUUGCCCACUAUGGCCGGGGCACGGGCCCAGGACCCUCGCCUCUUGCUGCUUCUGCUGCUCAUGGGCAGCCACGCCGGGACCGGCUUGGAUCAGAUCCUGUACACUCCCCAGAUCUCCUCCCAGGCCCUUGAAGGGAAGGUCACUUCCACCACCUUCUCCCUGGAUCAACCCAGAUGCGUCUUCACAGAGCACGCCAACUCAACAGAUGCCAUCUGGCUGGUGGUAGCUUUCAGCAACGCCACCAAGAAUUUCCAGAACCCUAAAACUGCAGCCGAGAUCCCCUCCUACACCAACCUGCCAACAAACUUUUACUACAUGACCUUGAAGCUGUCUCCUGACUUUUACCCAUGUGAGGAAAGAGACAUUGCCGUUCUCCGUGUGGGCAGUGAUACCAACUGCCUCCAAAAUCUAAGUCAGGAGUAUUGUAAUGCUCCUCUCCCGGCCCCCGGCCCUUACAGUGUGAAGUUUCUUGUGAUGGACUCCAACGGCCAGCCCAAGGCCGAGACACGGUGGUCUGACCCGAUCACUCUCAACCAAGGGCGGGCCCCCAGCAGCAUUGACACGUGGCCCGGCAGGAGGAGCGGCUGCAUGAUUGUCAUAACCUCCAUCCUGUCCGUCCUGGCUGGCCUCCUGGUGCUCGCCUUCUUCGUGGCCUCCACGGUCCAGUUCUCCAGCCUUUGGUGGCCCGAGGACCCAGCCCCUCCUGAGCAGCUCUAUGUCGGCUCCUUCAUUGGGAAACGCUACACGACCCACCACAUCCCCCCCAGCGAGACAGACACGCUGCCGGUGGCUGCCCACCUGCCCCCCAGCCCUUGCUCAGUCCCCAUCGUCUAAAGCCGCCUCGGGGGGGGGGCAGUGAGUCACCCCCUGCCCCUCCCCACUGCAUGUCAGCCUGGAUUCAAGAAGGAACCCGAGAGGCUCCAGAAGGAGGCUUCUCUUUCUUGCUGGCCCCCCUUGCCCCUUCCCAGUGGAGGCCCCCAGCCUCCGACCUCCACAGCCUGCACGUUCCUGCUUCACAUUAUCUGCCUGGAAUACUAGGGUGGGAGCCUAGGUGGGAGGAGGAGGUUCUGAAGGGGGGCAACGACCCUCGCUUCUCCCCAAAUAUCUCCCCCCGCUGGGCCCGGAAUUUCACUCUUAGAUCUUCUUUCCUUUGGCUUGGUUUCUCUCCUUUCCAGCCUGGCCUUUUGGGAUCCCAUUACUUAUGGAGAAAGGGAGAUAGUUAAGUUUUAGAAGAAGAGCUUCCCAAGGAGCCGGGAACUAGGAGCUGCUGGCUCGGAAGGGAGGAGCAGGGAGGGAAGGGUUAUCAGAGGGGCAGUCAUGGUCCGGGGAAUUUGGCUCAGGCCUGCCCAGAGCAGGAAGGGAACCGCAGGGGCACCUGGGAGCCUUGUCUGGAGCCAGUUUGAAGAAGGCUUUAGGACUGACAACAUCCCUUCCCCUCCCCUUGCAGGGCCUGUCCCCUCGGGCUCUGGGAGUUCUGGGAGACGGGGGUGAGGAAGCAUAGAGUUACCAGCCCCGGGGCGGAGGCCUGCUGUCAGCCUGACUCACGCCUCCUGCACACCUGGGAAGGAGAGGGGUAGGGGGAGGUCAGGGAGGGAGGUGGGGAGCACAGGGGUCCCAGACUUGUGGCAUCUCUGGGCUGACCCGUCAUUGGACAGAUGGGGAAACUGAGGCCCUGAGAAGUGGCUCAAGGCUGGAUAGGUAAUAAGCAUCAAAGGGGAGACUCCAGCCUCUUUUUGUGGUAUCAGCUUGAGAGCCGGGGUUUUGUUGCUUCAUUUGAAUCAAACAAUUGCUCAGGCAUCCAUUAGGCACCUCCCUUGGGCCGGGCACUGGGCCAGCCCUGGCCUAGCUGAGGAAACUGAGUUCAGACAGGUUUCAGUGACCGGCAUAAGGUCACACCUGGUGAACGCCAAGGGAAGGGCUCGAACCUUAGGCAAGAAAGCCCAGAGAGGGAAAGGAAGGGGCCGCGGCAUUUAAAAGGAAGAGCCAAACUCUUCUCUGCUGGCUGCUUGAGCCAGGGCCCAGUCUGACGCAAUACCCUGAGAACAUCGGGGACUCCUCUCCUUCUGGCAUAGACAGUGCCCAGAGCCUCACAGGGCAAGGGGAUACACCUAGUUGUGCCACGGGAUCAAUGAAUCAUCGAGGGACCUUUUAGUCCAGCCCUUGAGCUGAUUGUUGAGGAGACAGACACGAGGCUGUGACCUGCUCGGUACACAGGGAGUAGGGAGCAGAACCAAGAUUUGAAACUAGACCCUCGGGCUCCAAGGGCCUCAUCUUUCCACUGCUCCAAAAUGGCUACUGCGCUUUUAUUGUCUCAGCCUGAAGUCCAGGGAGCCAGCCUCUCUUCACUCAGUGAUAGGAGAAAUCUUUUGUACAACUCUUGAUUCAUUCGUUCAUUUAUUUGUUCAUUCAUUUUUUAUUGAGGUCCUUCCCUCUCACCCUAAGUUUCUCUCAUUUUGGUAAUAUGUUUCUAUGUAUUAUAUAAAAUAGGCACUUAAUAAAUGCAUAUUGUUCCUUCCUUCCUUCCUCCCUCCCUCCCUUCCUUUUUUCCUUCCUUCCUUCCUCCCUCCCUCCCUUCCUUUUUUCCUUCCUUCCUUCCUUCCUUCCUUCCUUCCUUCCUUCCUUCCUUCCUUCCUUCCUCCCUCCCUCCCUCCCUUCUUCUCUUCCUUCCUUCCUUCUUUCCUUCCCUCCCUCCUUCCUUCCCAGACUCUUCCUGUCCAAGUGUACUCCGACACUCUGAUACCAAUAUCUCUCUUGUUUCUGCCUCCAUUACCUGUGACUCAGAUGCCCUCCAUGGCACUCUACCUCUAAUGCCCCAGCCAACCUUCUAAGACUAUAAAUCACAGAACAGUUGCUGAUCUGCAUUGGUAGAGGGAGUUUCCCUAAUGGAAGCAUCUCCUAUCAGUGCAAUUCCAGGUCUGGUAAAAAUAUAUCAAUAACCAAUUUUUUUUUUGGUCUGGAUGAAGAAAUAACAGUUGUUGCUGUUCCCCAAAUCACAGCCUCCUUGCUGCCCUGCCUUGUUAGCUUUUUCCCAGUUGAAGAAAGAAGAGCAGGGGAGGGAUCUCUGAGCUUAUCAGCUAAAGCCAGGAGAUGGAAAAGGGAGUCUUUCUUGUGAAGCUCAUGCCCAGGAGACUCUGAGGCUGACAAUAUUCCUAUCGAGGCUCCUCAGGAUCAGUUCUUUCUUUCGCCUAUCCUACCACCCCCAGCCCCCGAUGGCCCUGAGCCAACCUGGUUUGUGCCAGAUGAUGCAGAUGCCUGAGGGCAUCGAGCCCCCGACCCCUGUGAGUCAUGUGUUCCCCCCACAAGGCCUCAGCCCAUCCUCGGAUUUCCGCUUAUUUUCCAGAUGCCCAUUGGAAGCCCUGGCUAGCCAGGGCCCCCAGAAUACUGCAGCUGUUGAUGGCUCCAGGAGGAAAUGCUUUGGAUAAUGCUCAUUUCUGCUGCCUCCACCCAGGAUCCAAAGUGGGGUCCUCCUCUUUUCCCUGCAUCCCCCAGUCUCCACCCUGGGCCCUCCUCCGAGUGAAUCAGCAGCACCUCGGUGCCCGACCAAAACUUUAAUGCCCACACUGAGGUCACCGCCCCCCCCCAAAUACCUACUGCCUCUGUUUGUAGUGGGUGCCUUCAUCCUCCCAUCCUAGCUCCAGACCCAGAGCUCUCUCCUUCACCUUCCCUAUCUAAUCCCGUUAGUUAAGCCCUAUUGAUGGGACCUCUGGAUACUCUUCCCAUUUCCACUCCCAGAUGGACAGAUGGACGGGAUGUUAGAGUGAACAGGGCGCUGGAUUGGGAGUCAGGAAGAACUGAAUUAAAAUCUUGCCUCAAA
Molecule: messenger RNA, 4113 nt
Organism: Antechinus flavipes (yellow-footed antechinus)
Lineage: Eukaryota; Metazoa; Chordata; Mammalia; Dasyuromorphia; Dasyuridae
Gene: UPK3B
Product: uroplakin 3B
Exons: 6
Coding region: 207-1133 (308 amino acids)
Source: RefSeq, a predicted model, not a curated record